AACAAAACCAUUUACCAUUUAGUUUCCAGUCAAAACCACAGUGGAAAAGUACGUGUAGAAUGCAUAGUAGGGUCGUCUUUAGGAUCUUGUGCGGCCUGCUUUGGGCGCAACUCUCAGAGAGCAACUCCUUCAGGAUCAAGAAUGUGAUGUGUGAAUCCUUUGACACAUCCUCUGCGGACUUCACUCGCUGCGAGAUGAAGAUCGUGCGACGGGGCGUGGCCGCGUUUUAUAUACUGCACCAGCUUCCCAUAACCAGUGUGGAACUGAAUUUUUCGCUGUACAAGCGAUCAAAUGGCUAUCGACCGUAUCUGUUCAAUCAGACCCUUGAUUAUAAUCCACUGGCGCAUCCACUAAUCUAUAUGAUGCACAAGACCAUCUUCCACGCGUCCAACAUGAAUCACUCGUGUCCCUAUACUCACGACUUGGUAGUGGACGGUAUGAUGUAUGAAAAGAAUGACUUCCAGGAUCUACCAGUGCCCAAUAGGGAAUACAUGUUAAAUGUGAAAAUUGCAUUCUACAAAAAGUAUCGUAUAUUAUUUAAGAUAUUCAUUGAGAGAAGUGACUAAUUGUGGCGAUAAAAACCCGAUGACAUCCAUUGUUUGGCACUAGUCUCCCAAAGCUUACUUUAGAAGCCAAAUAGAAACGAAAAUUAACCAACA
This is a messenger RNA of Drosophila miranda, 659 nucleotides long. RefSeq lists its product as uncharacterized. The record is from RefSeq and is a predicted model, not a curated record. NCBI's taxonomy places the organism in Eukaryota, Metazoa, Arthropoda, Insecta, Diptera, Drosophilidae.